GCUUUGAAAAGAAUUAUGGAGUUGAUCACAAAAACCGCCCAUCUACUUCAAAGGCAAAUUCGGGAAGAUCCAAGCCCCGUUUGGAAUCACAAAUACCGAUUUACAAGUGUAUUUGUGUAUUUCAUAAACUGGAGCCAGCGAAGAUUGGCGGCUCUCCCGGGCGUUCGUAGUUGUACACCUGUCGAGCGUUCCGUUGAAGGUCUGGAAACUCUUGGGGUUCCAUUGACUCAUCGGCACCCACCUCCUCCAUCAGCUCCCCGAACGAUGUCUGCUGUUCACCAUCGAGGUCAAUGGGAAGGCGUGUUGAAUGAGAAUCGGGCGGGAUCCGCCUCCAAUGCCGAGGAUUUCACCCGUCAGUUCAUGCAGAAUAUGCGCGGUUGUGGAGGGAAACCAGGAUUCGGAUCAAGUGGAACCAAGCCCUUCAGUUACACUGCUGGAGGCAUUAAACACUCUCCGGGAUCGAAACAACCGGAGAUGAGCUCUAAAAGUCAAAUGGAUGGACGAAUCGGUAAUGUGGAACAUCAGCUCCGAUCCCCUCUUCAUUAUGGACCCGGGUCCCAUUCGUAUUCUGCCACGGACCAAAACGACCACAACGUCGUUUUGGAACCCGUGGGCAAGAAGACCUUGACGUUCACCACCUCCUCAUACAAGGCCCCUCCUCCUGUCCGUCAAGCUCCUAGUCCUAGCAGGCCGUCGCCCGUGUUUGGAUCCGCCCCAGUGUCCCGCCCCGUUUACCACAAGCCGCAAAGAAAGAUCGUUUACAACGGGGCUCCAAUGGUGGCCACUUAUAACUCGGCCAAAGAUCUGUAUUCGGCCGACAAUCUGGAUAAGGCAUGGGGACAAGUGGAGGAGUAUGUUCAAGCCAAAAGGGGCAAGCCCAAACCAUCCGGGGGUUUACCCAAUUCGGAAACCCUGAAGAUGGUCCGAUUCAUGGAUGACAACGGGGAUACUCCGGAUUGGGCCAGGCGAAGGAACUCCACAGGAGCCAUGGAAAGUCCGGAGACCGGACUCUCUUACAAUUCGCCAACCCAGAGUGCCAGCUUUAAGUUGCUUCAACGCGCUUUAGACACGGACGAUACAGAUGGCAGCCCUGCUCCAAUUCAACCGCCAGUGAGAAGCUCUAGCAAGCCGGUCAAGCCCAUCAUGAAGAAACCUCAAACCAGUCCAGUUCCUCAGAGAACUAAUAGUUUCAGUGGAUUGCCAAAGCCCCAACCAAAGGUUGUUCCGCAGAUUAGCUUCUCUGAAAAUGAGUGGAAGAACAAGCUGAAUCAGAACCCCGUGGCCGCUGCAAAUAAUGCUCAGGACUUCACAAAGCAAUUCAUGUCGGAUAUGUACGGAGGGAAUAAACCAAAUGUUCCAGCCAAUGAAAAUCCGACCGUCUAUGCAACCAACUAUCCUUUCGCCAAUGAGACUCCUUUACAAAGUGGUCGGAACAUCCCAAUUACUUUGACAAAUCAACCUAGCCAACCAACCAGUGUCUCCCAACCUAGGCAAGGAGUAGACCAACCAACCAAAGUCUUCCAACCUAGGCAAGGAGUAGACCAACCAAAGAUGGCAACCUACAAUAGUCCGGCCAAAUUGUACUCCCAACCUAACUUGAUUGAACAACAACAGAUUAUGAGGCCAGCUCCUGGAGGUCCAAGACAGCCUCAAGUCAAGAGAAUGGCAGGGAACUACGCCGUCAAUCCCAAGAGCACCCAUCACAAGGGAUCCUUCAUUUGGCCGCCACCUGACAGCCAAGAGCAUAACUGGCGUGCUACAGCAACCCCUCUCUAUAUUGAUCCUUCCCAUCCAGUCAUUGAAACUCGUUGAGGAGUGGUUCAUCCCAAUCUGACUCCAACCCACCCAAUAUUAUAUGAAGAAAAAGCAAGGAAUAAUAAAUGAUAUUGAAACGUU
Messenger RNA from Tigriopus californicus, 1896 nucleotides. RefSeq lists its product as uncharacterized. Lineage: Eukaryota; Metazoa; Arthropoda; Copepoda; Harpacticoida; Harpacticidae. The record is from RefSeq and is a predicted model, not a curated record. The transcript is spliced from 10 exons. Bases 16 to 1812 code for a protein of 598 amino acids.